CCAGCAUUUAGAAGGUCGGCCAGAGAACUGCCAUGAGUUCUAGGCAAGCCUGGGCUACAUAUCGAGUACCAGGCUAGCCAAGAGACACACGGCCAGUCCUUGUCUCUAAGAACAAACAACGAAAAAGGCAACUGGGGUUUUCAAGGCUCGUUCACAAAAGCCGACUGCGGUCCUCCAGCAGGCAGGGGGCGCGUCAAGAUAGGGCUUCUUCCCAAUGUCUCACCGCACGGUCUUAGCGCGGGUCCUUGUUGCUAGGAGACGAGAAGCAUCGUUCCUCAGGGGCGCCGAUCUCACGUUUAGCCCCCGCUCUGUUGCCCCAGGACUGAGGCGUAACUGGGGUCCCCCUGCCUUAGCUCCCGAAGGCCGGUCCAGGGCAUCGCUUUCGUCCGCACGCGGUACAAGCCGAGGCUCCGUGCCUGGACCACCGCCCAGCCAUGCCUAAGAAGGGAAAGAAGCCCAAAUUACCCCUGUCGGAUGAGGAGCAGCUGCUUCUGUUUCAGCAGAAGGUGCUGUCGGAGGAAGAGGCAGCCAAGAAGAAAGAGAGGCUCCUCAGCCAGUUCUUGAAGGACAAGCUGGCGAAAGAGGAACACAACAGUGCUCUGAACCUUAAUAAGAUUAACACACAGUGGAGAACUGUCCUUAGGGAAGUCAAGACCAGAGAGCUUCAGAAGGACAUUGAGAUUCUCAGCCAGACAUUUGAACGAGUGAUAGACUGUAAGGACAGUGUUAUCAAGUCUUUAGCUAAGGACCUGACGGAGGCUGAGGAGCAGUAUGCCCACGCCCUGCGUAGUCACUUACACAACAUUGACCAGCUCCUGACUCUGCAGAGACGCCGUCUCAGCCUCCUGGAGGAAAGCUACAACAUGGAGCUAGAGGUUCUAACUAAAGAGUUUGAGACAGAAAGGAAGACAAUCAUUGACCAACAUGACAAAGAGAUUCACUAUCUACAAGAUAUCUGCAUGGCCAUGGAACAGAACUACAUAGAUUCUGAGUAUGAAAGCAAUCUGGAGUUCCAAAGCAUGUGGGAUGAUCUGAAAAACAAGAAUUUAGAAGAGAAGCAUUUUUUACGACUGAGACUAGAGAACAUAGUGGAAGAUCUGUGGAGAAGAUUCCAGGAUGCACUCAAGAACUAUACAGACGCCACAGAGGAUCGGAAGAUUGCGUUUGAGACCCUCAGGGUAAAGGAUGAGAAAAGCGCCAAAGAGAUUCAAAUGCAGAUGAAGAGAACACAGAAACUGCAGGAGGCCAUAACUGCUUUGAAAGGAAAGAUCUCAGCACACAGCCAUGACAGUGAAGAGCAGAACCAGAGUAUCCGCAGUGACAAGGAGCUGGUCCGUGUACAACUUCAAAAACUUAAGGCCCAAAGGACGCAGGCUCGAGUAUUAUCUCAGGAGAACUUAGUUAAACUCACCCUGGAAAGUAAUGCCACCCUCAAGAGCCUGAGAAAGAUUGUGGAUAAGGGUGAAAAGAUCCUUAAGCUUGCAGAAAUAUGCAGGAAAUUUGAGACAGAAGAAGAGAAAGUGCUGCCUUUCUAUUCCUCGGCACUGACUCCAAAGGAGCGGGAAGAGGUAAAGAAACAGAACCUGGAAGAGCUCACAGACGAGAUGGCCAAGGUUACGAUGAACUAUACAGGGAUGGAGAACUUCUGGAAAAGGUACAAUAAAGUGAAACUGGAGGUACUGAGUCUCCAACACAGACGGGCCCAGCUGUUAGGUAUCAGCGGGACGCUGAAGGAGAUGCUCAAGCGGUACUUAGAUGGUAUCUCAGUGAGUGAUGAAGGGUUGAGCCAGCUCAAUCCCCUCUUCAUAGUCAACCAUCGAAGCAACUUGCCCCAGCCCUUGCCCACACCUGCAGCUCAGUCUGGUGAAAUACAACCUCCAACCACUUACAACAUCAUUGAAGCAGCCCAUGUUAUCUCCCACACCCUGUGAUCCAAAGAGGAACCCUCUUUCCAAACCCCAGAGAACUUAAAAAAGCAAACAGAAACACUUGAGUGGGUUGCUAUUAAAGACUUCCAUGGCGGUGCCCAGUACUCUGCCCAGCCCAAUACCCCCAUGCAGUAUACUCAAUAAAUCAUUCUUUCAAACAAAAGAAAAACUUCCAUGUAGUUUAUAAGUUCCUUUAAAACAAACACACAUGCACGCACACACACACACACACACACAAACCAGGGUUUCAUGUAGUCUAGGCAGGCCUCAAAUUCCUUAUUUAGCAGAGGAUAGCCUUGAACUUCUGAUCUGCCUCCCCCUGCUGGGAUUGUAGUGUAUAUCACCAUGCUGAUUUUGUUGGUGCUGGGGAUCCCAGGGCUUUUUUCUUGUUUUUGGUCUUUUUGAGACAGGGUCUCUCUGUAGCCCCAGGUAGCCUGGAACUCACUGUGUAGAUCAGGCUGGCCUUGAACUCACAGAGAUCCACCUGCCUCUGCCUCAGGAGUGCUGGGAUUAGAGGCAUGCAGCCACCAUGCCCAGCAAUCCCAGGGCAUCUUAAGUGCUAAUCAAGCACUCCACCAACUGAGCCACAUCUCCAGCCUCUAUGAGUUACCCUAUUAUCCUCUCCAUAUUGGACACACCAGUCUGUUUCAAGGAUACUAGGAACACUGCAGCCCCAGGGAGAGAAGAAAAUUCCUAGACAGCUACUAGGAGGUGAAAUAUGGCACCAUGGGAGCAAAACCAACACCUUAAAGACCUAGAGGUCCUGUGAGUAGAUUCAAGACCAGUUCCUUGGGCUAAAUGGGCACAGCAAGAGUAGGCCAGGAGAGGAGAUGAUCCAAGGCCUCCAACCACCCUAUCUCAGAACUGGAAGAUCCAGUUCUAGAAUGCCCUUCUUUCUCUCUGCACCUUAUUUCUAUUUGUUUUGUUUUUUUGAGAUUUGUUUGUUUUGUUUUAUUUUGUUUGAGACAAGGUCUUCCUGUAGCCCCAGCUAGCUUGGAACUCACUAUGCAGACCAGGCUGGCUUCAAUCUCACAGAGCUCCAUCUACCUCUGCCUCCUGAGUCCUGAGAUUAGAGGCAUGCAUCAACCAUGCUCACCAUUUUUCAUUCCUAUUUAUGAAAGCAGCCUCCAAAGUAUCAGGUGAGCAGAGCAUGGUGGUACACAUCUGCAACAGCAUUCAGGAAGCUGAGGCAGGAGGAUCAUGAUCCCAGGCCAACCUUGGCUAUAUAGCAAAUUUAAG
Messenger RNA from Nannospalax galili (Upper Galilee mountains blind mole rat), 3167 nucleotides. RefSeq names its product coiled-coil domain containing 65 (gene Ccdc65). Bases 435 to 1931 code for a protein of 498 amino acids. The transcript has 8 exons. Gene Ontology annotation, biological process: cilium-dependent cell motility; regulation of cilium movement; axonemal dynein complex assembly. Lineage: Eukaryota; Metazoa; Chordata; Mammalia; Rodentia; Spalacidae. The record is from RefSeq and is a predicted model, not a curated record. Gene Ontology annotation, cellular component: axonemal dynein complex; axoneme.